Molecule: messenger RNA, 5254 nt
Organism: Linum trigynum
Lineage: Eukaryota; Viridiplantae; Streptophyta; Magnoliopsida; Malpighiales; Linaceae
Source: the annotation of a GenBank genome assembly
GAAAAUAAAAUACGACUAUCAUAAGAUAUAUUUGCUUCAUGGAAUUAUUCAAUUAUUAGAACACAUAACGAUAAUUGAUUCUAAAUUUCCUAUUCAAAAAUUGGUUUGGUAUCAGAGUUCUCAAAAGAGGAUUCCAACUAAAUUGAAUUCACAAGAUAUAUUUGUUUCAGGGAAUAAUUCAAUUAUUAGACCACAUAAUGAUAAUUUAAAAUACUUAUAAUGAUAAUUAAUUCUAAAUUUUCUAUUCAAAAAUUGCUUUGAUAUCAAGUAUUCAAAAGAGGAUUCCAACUAAAUAAUAAAAAAUAAUAUUUUUCAUAAGUACAAAUGAUUUUUUACAAUAAGAAAAGUAGAAGAACCAAUUAUGAAAUUUAGAAAACAGAAUAUUCUAAGAAUAUUUAGUUAACUUUAACGAAAUGCACUUAGUAUUAAACUUAAGUGGUACCGGGUGCAUAUAUAUAAUAGAGUUCAGUGGUACGCGAUGCCCUAUUAUUAGUUAAGUGGUAUUGCUCUCCCAAUUCUCAUACUAUAGUGGUACCAAUGUAUUUUACCCUCUAACUAGGGGGUCCGAUAGGGGUUUAACAACUUUGAUCGGAGACAUCGUGCUAAUGGUCAACCCAUUCCUCGGACUCAGCGACGAAUCCAAGAUAAGAUAGAGCAUUGGGCCACAUUAGAUAAAAAAAUAAAAAGUACUGAGCCAUAACCCGAUGAGAACAUAAACAAUACCUAAAAUCAGAAAUUUACAAAAAUUAUAUUAGCUCCCAAUCUAGAAGAGGGCUGAACCGUGCCCAUGGCAGCCCACUAGAUCCGCGGCUGUUUGACCCUCAGAGUCUCAGACCCUCUACUCUACAUGCUCAAUUGACGGCUCGCCUCUAGCAAGACACCACAACAGACCAACAGCGCACCGACACGCAAGCUCGCUGUGCAAGUUCUAUUUAUCCAGUACAUCUCAAAGUAUCACAUUCACACCGCUACCUUGUUUCUCGAGUGGGUCCCACUUUGGAUGCCUCGUGGCGGACAAAACUGAGUGUCAAUAGCAACAAAGUGGAUAAGAACCAGCAAUCCGCUGCCUCUCGGGUGUAAGCAGUUUUCCCUCCCCCGGACCGUCCGAUCACCUCAGACCCAGAUUCCAUCUGACGGUGGGUAUCAUCCCUCUCUCUCCCCUUUCCCUCGGAGUUGGAUAUUUUGGAGCUGCAAUAACAAUCAACUAUAAUAUCCCAUCUCUACUCUAAAACCCUGUAUAUUUCAGAAGUCGCAUCUUUUCAAUUCUACUAUUAAUUUUAAUUUUAUUUAGCUAAAGAAAUAAGAAUAGAAUAGUUAUUCUUCGUUAUGGGGUCCGCCCGGCCCAUCCUUUCCUAACGAGUAAGGACUAAGGAGUGACGAUUGGAACCAAAAGUCCCAACAAGGUUUGGCAGAGGGGAAGGAGGGGGUGUUGGUUUGUUGCUGUCCGUCUGUGUUUAUACUUAUAGAUCACUUGCAGGGGAGGAGAGAGAGCGAGAGUGGCUUCUUUUUUCCACUGGAAAUUAGAAAAGACUGCAUCUUUGCUCUUCCAUUUCUCUCUCUACCUCUCGUUUUCCCGUUGAAAUGAACAAGUGAUUGAAAUUGGAAACUGAAAAAGCUACAGCUUCCAGGAUUUCAUUGUGGGGGCAAGCAAAAAACGUUUUCUGCGUACUAAGCUCCAGCUGGUACUGACCCACCACCACUGUCAAAAGGAAAUGGAAUUCCAUUUUCUGGGUUAUGGUAAGUUUUUCUUUCCCACCACCUCACUGCGUGCUUUUCAACUGUAAAUUCGUUUCUUCUUCAAUAGAAAUUAUUUGUGAGUUCCGUGUCCAAAUUCAUUGGUGUUUUUAUGUGGGUUUCUCGUUUCUUGUAGUUUGUGGAGAUCUUCUCCUCCUUCUUCAGCUGUCUGCUGCUGCGUGCUUACUUUAGCUCGGUGUUAUUGAAUAUAUUCCAAGCUACUUCAACGCUUGUGUUUGUGUCUCAACCUAAUUUGACUGUUGCAGUUGCUGCUCCUUUCUGGGUAACUAUCCCCUUUUGUUUUCCGCUCUAAAAGGCCUUUCAGCUACUCGUUGUGCCUAAUUUGUUGCUUAAGCUGUUGAUUCUGUGAUAGAAUAGCGAUACUUUUUCAAUUUUCUGGUCGGGUUGUAGGUGUUCUUCCGGCUUUUGCGCUAAAAUCGUGCAAAAGGGUUUCCCUGUUUCGUUGGGGCGAGUGAAGUACUUCUUCCAGGCAUCAGCAAUUAAGGGAAGAAGGAAGAUUUACUUCUUUUUUUUUUUUGGAGAACCAUAAUGGUUUCAAGAUCAUACUCCAACCUUCUCGAGCUUGCCUCUGGUGACUCUCCAUCCUUUGGUCGAAUGAGUAGAAGAAUUCCAAGGAUCAUGACCGUGGCCGGUAUCAUUUCCGAUCUGGAUGAUGAUCCAUCGGAGAGUGUGUGCUCUGACCCGUCUUCCUCUUCUGCCCAGAGGGACCGGAUAAUCAUCGUAGCCAAUCAGCUCCCCAUAAGGGCCCAGAGAAAAUCGGAUGGCAGCAAGUCAUGGACAUUCACUUGGGAUGACAACUCACUUCUUCUUCAGCUGAAAGAUGGGUUGGGUGAUGACGAUCUUGAUGUCAUCUAUGUUGGCUGCUUGAAUUCAGAAGUUCACCCAAGCGAACAAGACGAAGUGUCACAGAUUUUGUUGGAAACCUUCAAAUGUGUCCCAACUUUCCUUCCAAACGAUCUCUUUAGUCGGUACUACCAUGGCUUCUGUAAGCAACAGUUGUGGCCACUAUUCCAUUACAUGUUGCCUUUGUCUCCAGACCUUGGGGGUAGGUUCAACCGUUCCUUGUGGCAGGCAUAUGUGUCGGUGAACAAGAUUUUUGCUGACCGGAUCAUGGAAGUGAUCAAUCCCGAAGAUGAUUAUGUCUGGGUCCAUGAUUACCAUUUGAUGGUGUUGCCAACUUUCUUGAGGAAAAGGUUCAACCGGGUGAAACUCGGGUUCUUCCUCCAUAGCCCAUUCCCUUCGUCCGAGAUUUACAAGACUUUGCCUAUCAGGGAAGAAAUUCUACGGGCACUGUUAAAUUCAGAUUUGAUUGGGUUCCAUACUUUCGACUAUGCCAGGCAUUUCUUGUCAUGCUGCAGUAGAAUGCUUGGUCUAACUUAUGAGUCGAAAAGGGGAUAUAUUGGUCUGGAGUACUGCGGUCGAACUGUUAGCAUCAAAAUUCUUCCCGUUGGUAUCCACAUGGGUCAGCUUCAAUCGGUAUUGAGCCUUUCCGAGACUGAGAAAAGGGUGCAAGAGCUGAUCAACCAGUUUUAUGAAAAAGGCAGGAUAAUGUUGUUGGGAGUGGAUGACAUGGAUAUCUUCAAAGGGAUAAGCUUGAAGCUAUUAGCUAUGGAGCAGUUACUAUUGCAGCAUCCAGAGUGGCAAGAGAAAGUGGUGCUUGUUCAAAUAGCAAAUCCUGCUAGAGGCAGGGGCAAAGACGUGAAAGAAGUCCAGGCCGAGACUUACUCCACUGUCAAGCGGAUUAACGAGACAUUUGGUAGGCCAGGGUACAACCCUGUCGUGCUGAUCGAUGCCCCACUAAAGUUCUAUGAGAAAGUUGCCUAUUAUGCUGUUGCAGAGUGUUGCUUGGUGACUGCUGUUAGGGAUGGAAUGAAUCUCAUACCUUAUGAGUACGUCAUCAGCCGCCAAGGGAACGAGCAACUAGAUAAAGUGUUGGGACACAAAUCGUCGAUGAAGAAGAGCAUGCUGGUGAUAUCCGAGUUCAUAGGCUGCUCGCCGUCCUUGAGUGGAGCGAUUCGAGUCAAUCCGUGGAAUAUUGAUGCGGUGGCUGAUGCAAUGGAUCUCGCCUUGGUGAUGGCGGACUCAGAGAAACAACUUAGGCAUGAAAAGCAUUAUAGAUAUGUGAGCACACAUGACGUUGGGUAUUGGGCGCGUAGUUUUCUUCAGGACUUGGAAAGGACGUGUAGAGAUCAUUCAAAGAGGAGGUGCUGGGGGAUUGGGUUUGGGUUGAGCUUUAGAGUUGUGGCGCUUGAUCCAAACUUCAGGAAGCUGUCGAUGGAACAUAUUGUUUCAGCUUAUAAGAGGACCAUGACAAGGGCGAUCCUACUGGACUACGAUGGUACACUAAUGCCUCAGGGGUCGAUCGACAAAAGCCCUUCACAGAAGACUAUACAAAUCCUGAACAGCUUGUGUAGGGAUAAGAACAACAUUGUUUUCCUUGUCAGUGCCAGAAGCCGGCAGACGCUUGGGGAAUGGUUUUCCCAGAUUGAGGACAUGGGUUUAGCUGCUGAGCAUGGUUACUUUUUCAGGCUAAUGCGAGACGUGGAGUGGGAGACAUGUGUGGCUGCAGCUGAUACUAGUUGGAAGCAGAUUGCUGAGCCAGUGAUGCAGCUUUACACGGAGACAACUGACGGAUCAACGAUUGAAGAUAAGGAAACUGCACUUGUGUGGUGUUAUGAGGAUGCUGACCCAGAUUUUGGUUCAUGCCAAGCGAAAGAACUUCUUGAUCAUCUUGAAAGUGUUUUGGCCAAUGAACCUGUCACCGUCAAGAGUGGACAGAACAUAGUGGAGGUUAAACCUCAGGGAGUGAGCAAGGGGCUAGUUGCGAAACGCCUGCUCGCCACCAUGGAAGAGAAACAACUAACGCCUGACUUUGUGGUAUGCAUUGGAGAUGAUCGGUCAGAUGAAGACAUGUUUGAGGUGAUAACAAGUUCCAUGGCGGGCCUAACAUCAUUGAACCCAAGGUCAGAAGUGUUUGCAUGCACGGUUGGUAAGAAACCCAGCAAGGCUAAGUACUAUCUGGACGAUACAGCAGAGAUCGUGAGGUUGAUGCAGGGUCUGGCUUCUGUCUCUGAACAAAACCUUACCAUUUAAGUCCGUGAUGGGCUUUUCAGAGCUGGUAAGGGGGCCCCUUCAAUAGAAUGUUAGCUAUAGAUUUGGGAAAACAAGACAAUGUAAAGCGGUUUGUUCGAGUUUGUACCAUCUUCGAGUUUGCUUGGCUUUGCUUUCUUCCCCAUUUGUGUAUAAAGUUGUUUCUCUAAGAACAUUUCUACAAUCGUCGAUGGAGUACCAUCUUGUGCGUUUUCAAAAUGAAUGAAUGCCUUUGUUUAGUCCGUAUUCUAGAAGUAUUUUUCGCUUCAAAAGUUGAAGUCGGGCCAAACAUUUCUAAAAGAUUGGCUUUUAAAAAAUUAAAAAGUGUUUUUGUAUUAUAUAAGAGCACACGCUUCUAUAUAGAGAUUUUGUGAAAAUUCUAUUUUGAAAAUACAAGAUUAUCCUUAAC